This is a messenger RNA of Pistacia vera, 868 nucleotides long. RefSeq lists its product as uncharacterized. The transcript has a single exon. The record is from RefSeq and is a predicted model, not a curated record. Bases 55 to 582 code for a protein of 175 amino acids. Lineage: Eukaryota; Viridiplantae; Streptophyta; Magnoliopsida; Sapindales; Anacardiaceae.
CUUUAGCUUUCACACCACACAUGAGCCCUUAACUUCUGCUGCAAAAAGCUUCCAAUGCACACUUUUUCCUUCCAUAUACAACACAACCCUCUUAAUAUUUCUCAUUCUACUGCAAUCUUUUGCCUCAUACUCUUUGACUUUGUAGUUGUCACAACAAUGUUUGAUUCAGCCUUGGAGUUGAUUAGUCAAGCUGCUUCCAACUCUCUUUUCAUCUUCUGUUGCUGCAAUUUGAUCAUUGUCAUGAUUCUCAUGGGGUCCAAACCCAGCUCCAGUUUUGAACGAGGAAGAGAAAGUUCUAUUCCAGUGGUGACAAAUACAUAUGCAAAUGAUAAUCAAGUACAAGGAACUAAUUAUUGUAUGCAUUCAGUUGAUGAGAAUAUAAAGAGGUUGGCGGAUGUUAAGGAAGUGUCAAAUGUCGAGGAAGAACAAGAACCUGCUGCUGAUGAUGAGGAAGAAGAAAGUAGCAAUAUUGUGAAUGAUAACAAAGAAGAUGAUGAGUUCAGAAGACGAGUUGAAGAGUUUAUUCACAAAGUUAAUAGCGGAUGGAAGGCAGAAUUGCUCAGGACUUCUCGUUUAGUCUAACAAAGUUACUUUAAUUUCUUACCAUAUUAGGCUUGACCAACUUUAAAACUUGAAAGACUUUAUUUUGUUUAUGAUACCUCAAACUUCUUGUAUAUAUAAGAGGUUUCCAUGAUGCUUUACUGAACAAGUUUUGAUUGUAUCUUUGAAAGUGAAUUGGUGGUCUAAAAUCUCAGUUUUUUUCUUUAGUUUUGGUCGGUAUUCUUAUGUGUUUGAGAGCAUUUUCAAACAACAGAAAGCACCUUGGAUAAUUUUGCAGUGUUUAAUUAAAUUAAACAAGAAAUGCUUG